This is a messenger RNA of Helianthus annuus (common sunflower), 993 nucleotides long. RefSeq names its product triadin-like. The record is from RefSeq and is a predicted model, not a curated record. The coding region runs from base 1 to 993 and encodes 330 amino acids. The transcript has 4 exons. Lineage: Eukaryota; Viridiplantae; Streptophyta; Magnoliopsida; Asterales; Asteraceae.
AUGGAUUUUGAAGAAGAUCUAUUGUUGUAUUACUAUAUAUCUCGAGAAGAGAGUCCUUUUAAGAUCGAAGAAGAAGCAGUUUUGAAAGAAUCAAUUUCAAAAGAACCAGUUUCAAUAAAAAAGGAUUCAGAAACUGUUUUAGAUAAAGCUGAAAAGGGUUUAGAAGUUGAUUUAGAAAAAGCUGAAAAUAAUUCAGAAGCUGUUUCGGAGAAAGUUCCAGUGUUUGAUCACUCAUCAGAUGAAGAGAGUACACUGGAAAAGCUUAAAAAUAAACAAGCUGCGAAAAUGAAGAUUGAUGAGGCAGCAAAUGUGAAAGAAAAUGUAAAAUCUGAGGAGAAUCAGGUUGACAGCCUUCAUCAAAAAGCAUCUGAACAAGUUGAGACAACUGUGUUGUCACAGAACGAUGAAGUUAAACCUGAAGAACAAGUUGAAGAAAUUCCAGCUGUCAAGGACAAGAAUGAAGCUGAUGACAAAAAGAUUCUUGGGAUGUGCUUAAAUUGUGAAAAAUCAAAAUCUGAAAAUGUCAAACUGUUGAGAGAUGUUGACAUUGGGUAUAGUUUGAUGAACGUUCUUGACCCUAAAGCCGGUGGUGCUAUCGUUGUUGCAUAUUUACCCGAAGAGAGGCCUUUAGAGACUAGGAAAAAGAAGAAGGUGGAUAAGUCUGAGGGAAAGAGGGCCGAGGAACCAACGGUUAAGGCACCUCGUAAGCGCCCUUCUACUUCUUUCUUCCUGGAUUAUGUUGUCAUAUCUGACACGCUAUCUGGUUUAGACGCAGGAGAUAAGCGUGCUGAACGUGAUCCCGAUGAUGAUGCUACCAUGAUGGAGAUCAUGAAAAAGAAGAAAGUUCUUGAAGACAAGAAGAAGGAGCUUGACGAGCAGGCCGCCGCUGCGCUUUCGGCGAAAAAAUCUAAGCUUCAGAAGGAGACUCCCCAUGCACCUUCAGAGUCAGAGAUUGACCUGGGUGUUUUUAGUGCAAAACAUGUAACCUUCUAG